AUGUCGCAAUCAGCUCCUUCAGAUCCCGCCCUCACAGCUUCUUACUCCUCGCCUGCCAGCGCCCCCUUCAGCAUCACCAAGUCCAUCACCGCGCCGCCUACUCCCCUCGACCCGGCCGGAAAAUCCAAGUACCUUGAAUCGCUACGUGCUUCCGUUGCUGCAGCUCAAGAUCAGAUCAACAAAGAGCUCACGACGCGUAUGGAGGAAGACAAAGCUCGUGAGGGAGCCGCAGCUGUGGAUGAGGAGAAAGAAGAAGAAAACUACGGCGAGGAGGUUCAAGAAGAGGAGGAUUAA
Trichoderma asperellum CBS 433.97 is the source of this 294-nucleotide messenger RNA. The record is from RefSeq and is a predicted model, not a curated record. Lineage: Eukaryota; Fungi; Ascomycota; Sordariomycetes; Hypocreales; Hypocreaceae.